Metarhizium album ARSEF 1941 is the source of this 1092-nucleotide messenger RNA. RefSeq lists its product as uncharacterized. Bases 1 to 1092 code for a protein of 363 amino acids. Gene Ontology annotation, molecular function: triacylglycerol lipase activity. The transcript has 2 exons. The record is from RefSeq and is a predicted model, not a curated record. Lineage: Eukaryota; Fungi; Ascomycota; Sordariomycetes; Hypocreales; Clavicipitaceae.
AUGACGUCAGCGGCUCAGGUCCAUAAACCCACCGUGGCCCAGCAUCCCGAGAUGUUCGACGCAACAACGCGUGCCGAGAUGAGCAAACGCACGCAGCGAGGCGCACUGCUCGCCGCCGCCGCCCUCGGCGCGCAUCCCCCCCGUCGCCAAUUCACACGCAGCUCGCGGGUCCAACAGCGCGCGGAGGACCCUCGCACGCGCGACGUCGGGCGUCAAAUCGAGGACGACUACGCCUCCAUCCGCCAACACUACGGCACGUCUGCGACGCCCAAGCACCCCAUCGUCCUGGCCCACGGCCUCCUCGGCUUCUCGGAGCUGCACGUGCCGCCGCUGCCGCGCAUCCAGUACUGGCACGGCAUCCGCGAGGCACUCGCCGCGCAGGGCGCGACCGUCAUCACCACCUCGGUGCCGCCGUCGAGCCCCAUCCCCGUCCGCGCCGCCCGGCUGGCCGAGGAGAUUGCGCGCGCGGGCAUCGACACCGCCGCGGGCGUCAACGUGGUCGCCCACAGCAUGGGCGGCCUCGACGCGCGCUGGAUGAUCACCAACAUACUGGGGCGGCCGGGCGCCGCCGCCGCCGCCGGGAUCAAGGUCGCCUCGCUGACGACGGUGUCGACGCCGCACCGCGGGUCCCCCUUUGCCGACUACGUGCUGCGCUCGUCGUCGGGCAUCCUGUACCUCCCGCGGCUGUACCGGGUCCUGGAGCGCGCGGGCCUGUCGACGGGCGCCUUUGCGCAGCUCACGACGGCGCACGUCGAGCGCGAGUUCAACGCCCGCACGCCCGACGUCCCUGGCGUGCGGUACUUUUCCUACGGCGCCGCCGUGGCCGCGCCGCCGCCGCUGCUGAGCCCGUUCCGCGUCUCGGAGCGCAUCGUGCGGCGCGAGGAGGGCCCCAACGACGGGCUCGUGAGCGUGCGCAGCGCCCAAUGGGGCGUCUAUCAGGGCACGCUGGUCGGCGUCAACCACCUGGACCUGAUCAACUGGCCCAACAGGCUGCGCUGGAUGGUGAGGGGGUGGAUGGGCGUGAGGAACAGGUUCAACGCCGUGGCGUUUUAUCUCGACAUUGCCGACAUGCUGGCCCGAGAGGGACUGUGA